Molecule: messenger RNA, 1512 nt
Organism: Drosophila nasuta
Lineage: Eukaryota; Metazoa; Arthropoda; Insecta; Diptera; Drosophilidae
Gene: sage
Product: salivary gland-expressed bHLH
Exons: 3
Coding region: 474-1391 (305 amino acids)
Biological process (GO): mesoderm formation; regulation of transcription by RNA polymerase II
Cellular component (GO): nucleus
Molecular function (GO): DNA-binding transcription factor activity, RNA polymerase II-specific; protein dimerization activity; RNA polymerase II cis-regulatory region sequence-specific DNA binding
Source: RefSeq, a predicted model, not a curated record
ACGACGACGACGACGAUCCACAAGGCAGCCCAUAAGCCAAACGCGACUCCAACUUUGCACACGCGCUCAUCUUCAACUCUGCCGCUUACAACAAACAAUGCAAGGAAAUUAAGCCGCAGCAGCCACCUUUUGUUAUUGUCGUAGUUGGUGUUGUUGUUGUUGUUGUUGUCACUGGGCAGGUAUACAAAAGGAAAAGCCGACAGAUCGAUAGUGCGAUCCUGUUGUUGACACACGUACAAAGGGCACUUGUCAACUGGAGACGCCAACAGCGAGCCAUCAUGAUCACUUUUGCUCCAUUUGUGGUGAUGUGUGAUGAAUGAUGAGAUUGUGGCAACAGGUAAACGAUACACAUACAAUUACAUACAAAAUAUACGCAAUCGAAAGUGUUCCCAUUGCAACGCACAAUCGUCUUGGGAUCAUUGGCCAGCGGCAACUCAUCGUCAGCAGUCGCAGAACGCAAAUCGGCUUAAGCGAUGAGUGAUCAACUGCUCAGCGCUGCCGCGGACGAUCCUCCAGCCACACUCUUGCCCACACCCGUUGCACUGCCGAGCCCCUAUGCGGAUGCUGAGUCCAAUGAGCAGCCGGUGCUGCUUGAACUUGGCGCUGCCACGCCUACAGCCAGCUUGAACUACACACUGGCGCCGGAUGGUGGCGGUCUCUUGACCUAUUCGACGCCACAUAGUCUCUCCUAUUCGCCCACUUUGAUGACGAGCUACGACAAGCCGACACAUUCGCAUUCACAUCCACAUCCGCAGCACUUGAUGACGCCCACCUACAGCAUAAGUAUUCCACAGACAGUUUCCAUGUGGCCAGGCGGCGCUGGCGCUGGCGGCACUGGUGCUCCACUUGUGGAUGGCAAGCGCAACGACCUCGUCUCUGUGCCGCCACCCACUUACAUGACAUACAGCGCCAGCGGAGCCAUCGAGGUGGAGAUUGCCAAGGAACAAAAUCCUGCUUGGCGUGAGAAAGCGCUCCAAAUGGAGAAGGACUAUCGACGCACAGCUUGUGAUCGGGAACGAACUCGGAUGCGGGACAUGAACAAGGCAUUUGACCUGCUGCGCUCCAAGUUGCCAAUUUCCAAGCCCAAUGGCAAGAAGUACUCGAAAAUCGAGAGUUUACGCAUUGCCAUCAACUACAUCAAUCAUCUGCAGGCCAUGUUGCGGGAUAAUCAUGUGAUGCCCGAAACGGAUCUGACCUCAUUCAAAUGCAGCAGCAGUUCCUCUAUUCAUUACGAAGUGCAAUCCCAUCAUCAUCAUCAUCACGCUGCCAGUUACGACUACGACAAUAGCGCUUCGGCGGCAACAUCUUCGCAAAACGGUUGCAACUGGAGCGGCGGCAGCAGCGGAUCCCCCAGCUAUGAAACGAAUGCCAAGGAACAUUGGAACACGUAGCGGUAAAGGGUCAACACAGUUAAUCCUCCAAAUUGCCAAAGAACUAGGAUGCAGUUACAAUUGUGUUGAUUUCGGAAAUAUGUAUUUUUUCUAUACUUGCAAUAAAAAUUUCUAUAAGAUA